Molecule: messenger RNA, 2395 nt
Organism: Vicia villosa (hairy vetch)
Lineage: Eukaryota; Viridiplantae; Streptophyta; Magnoliopsida; Fabales; Fabaceae
Product: 9-cis-epoxycarotenoid dioxygenase NCED1, chloroplastic-like
Exons: 1
Coding region: 130-2019 (629 amino acids)
Biological process (GO): carotene catabolic process
Cellular component (GO): chloroplast stroma
Molecular function (GO): carotenoid dioxygenase activity
Source: RefSeq, a predicted model, not a curated record
UCUCCACUCUCCCCAACUCUCGCUCUCUUCUAUAUUCCCAUUCUCCAAAACAACAUUAACUCAAACAAACAAAACCAACCUUGAUUUUUACUCUACUCUUUUCAAAAUAGAGAACCAUUUCCAUCCACUAUGGCAACAUUUAGAGCAUCUCCAUCAAACUCAUGGAUCAACCACAAAUCUUCAUCAUUCAAUGAUUUAUGCUCUAAUUCUCAUUCAAGGGCAAUUUCAAGUGCAAUCUCAAGGGCCAAUUCAAGGGCUAAUUCAAAUUCAAUGAUGUUAAAGAAGAAAAGAUCUACCUCCAACUCCAACUCCAACUCCAAAAACUCAAUCUCAUGUUCUCUACAAACAACACUACCUUUCCUCAAAGAGUACCAACCAAAAUCAACAAAUCCAACAACAAAAACCUUAAUCCCCACAAAAGAAACAAUACCCAAUUUACCCUCCACCACAAAACCAUUACCAAAACAACAACAAAAAUGGAACCUUCUACAACAAGCCGCCGCCACCGCCCUCGACUUCGUCGAAACAACCUUAAUCAAACAAGAAAGCAAACACCCUCUCCCCAAAACCUCCGACCCACGUGUCCAAAUUGCCGGUAACUUCGCCCCAGUACCGGAACAUCCUGUCUCCCAAAACCUCCCAAUUACCGGCAAAAUCCCAAAAUGCAUUGACGGAGUUUACCUCCGUAACGGCGCCAACCCACUCCACGAGCCGGUUGCCGGUCACCACUUCUUCGACGGAGACGGUAUGGUCCACGCCGUUAAAUUCACUAACGGCUCCGUUAGUUACUCUUGCCGCUUCACCGAAACCCACCGUUUAGCCCAAGAAAAAGCCCUCGGCCGACCAGUUUUCCCUAAAGCCAUUGGCGAACUUCACGGACAUUCCGGUAUAGCCCGUCUCAUGCUAUACUACGCACGUAGCCUCUGCGGCCUCGUCGACGGCACCCACGGAAUGGGCGUCGCUAACGCCGGUUUGGUCUAUUUCAACAACCGUCUGUUAGCCAUGUCUGAAGACGACAUCCCUUAUCACGUCCGUAUCACACCUAACGGCGACUUAACGACCGUUUGCCGUUACGAUUUUAACAACCAACUAAAAUCAACAAUGAUUGCUCACCCAAAAGUUGACCCUGUUGACAAAAAUCUCUACGCGCUAAGCUACGACGUCGUUCAGAAGCCGUAUUUGAAAUACUUUCAUUUCGAUUCUAACGGCGUUAAAUCACAAGACGUUGAGAUUCCGUUAGCCGAACCGACUAUGAUGCAUGACUUUGCCAUAACUGAAAAUUUCGUGGUUGUUCCUGAUCAACAAGUGGUCUUCAAAUUAGGCGAAAUGAUUCGCGGUGGAUCGCCGGUUGUUUAUGAUAAAGAGAAGGUCUCGCGGUUCGGCGUUCUGUCGAAGAAUGCCGAAAAUGCUUCUGAGAUGAAAUGGAUCGAAGCGCCGGAGUGCUUCUGUUUUCAUCUCUGGAAUGCUUGGGAGGAGCCGGAGAACAAUGAAGUUGUUGUUAUUGGUUCGUGCAUGACACCGGCCGAUUCGAUUUUCAACGAAUGCGACGAGAGUUUGAAGAGUGUUUUAUCAGAAAUCAGACUGAAUUUGAAAACAGGAAAAUCAACCAGAAGAGCCAUAAUCGCCGAAUCCGAACACGUAAAUUUGGAGGCCGGGAUGGUGAACAAGAACAAGCUGGGAAGAAAGACACAGUAUGCUUAUCUCGCACUUGCCGAGCCAUGGCCUAAAGUAUCCGGGUUCGCGAAAGUGGAUCUUUUCAGCGGGGAGGUGAAGAAGUAUAUUUACGGCGAAAACAGGUUCGGCGGGGAGCCACUGUUUUUGCCUAAUGAGGAUUCUGAGAAUGAGGAUGAUGGUUAUAUUUUAACAUUUGUUCAUGAUGAAAAGGAAUGGAAAUCGGAACUUCAGAUUGUGAAUGCUGCGAAUUUGAAGCUUGAAGCUUCGAUUCCGCUUCCGUCUCGUGUUCCUUAUGGGUUCCAUGGAACUUUCAUACAUUCAGAAGAUCUACAUAAACAAGAAUGACCGUGAUCGAGUGAGUGUCUUUGUUAGCACUGACUCGAUCAUGGUUUGUGAGAGGAAAGAUUUUCCUGAGGGAUGGUUGCAGAUAUGUCCCCGGAAUCAAGUCCUCUGUUUUUUUUACAGCAGCAGAUAUUAUUAAUUUCUGCUUUUUUUCUUUUUAAGUUCUUUAUUAUGGGGCCAGCUUGUAGCUUUUGGAGGUAGAAAAUGAAGCUCAGCUGGUUUUUUUUUUUUAAUGUUGAUGUGAAUGGGAGUAUAAAAAAAAUACUAUAAAAUGAUGAUCACAGUGUAGAAUGUGAUGUUAUAGUAUGUAAAAUUGUGUUUCAGCACAGUUUUGUGUUUGUAAAUAUCAUAUAUGAAUGAUGAUGUUUAUAUUUGACUA